AGGCGGUAUAAAGGGUCUGGAGGGCGCAGAGGGGGUGUGUGUGCAGACUGUACACAGCGGACUGAGGAGAGCUAACAGGGCAGACUCAGACUUUACACACACACACACACACACACACAGGAGUGUUUCAAGUGUCUAAUAAAGUGCCAGCGUCCUCCACGACCUCCAGCCAAUAAACCCGCGUCUGAUCAUGCCAGUGGACAUGGCCAUGCAGUUCUACAUCACACACUCUCCACCUCUGCACAGCUUCUUCAGCUCGUACAAGGACUACAGGGCGAGGAAUCUCAUCAACUUCCACUGCAAACCUCUGCGUCCCUGCAUCAACACCAAAAACACCCACGACACCAGUCUGAAUCCGGCAUGCCACGCCUGGCAGGCUCCCGGAAACAAAGCUAAGAAGAAGGUGGUGUUCGCCGACUCUAAAGGCAUGUCGCUGACCGCAGUCCGUGUCUUCUCUCCGUGCGAAAAUAAAAAAACGGACUCGUCGCUGGAGUUCCACGUCCCGAAGAUAGAGGGCGGUCUUUAUCCUGUCCAAAGCAGAAUCCUGGAGUUUCGGCAACCUGCGGCAGAUUACCUGGACUUCCGGAAUCGUCUGAUGAAGAACUCGGUGUGUCUGGAGAGCUGCACGCUGCAGGGUCGCACGCUAACGGGGACGAUUAAAGUGCGAAAUCUGUCCUUCGAGAAAUCCGUCCACGUUCGGAUCACCUUCGACUCGUGGAACAACCACAGAGACGUGGCGUGCACGUUCAUGAACGACGUCUGCGGAUGCAGGGACACCGACACGUUCUCCUUCACCGUCGAAAUUCCAGCAUGUGUGCCACCUCGGGAUAGCGUGGAGUUCUGCGUUAGCUACACCAGCGGCGAGGAAACGCACUGGGACAACAACAACGGAAAGAAUUACGCGCUCGUGACGACGCACGAUGACGAGAAGGAUAAAACCGAGGAGGUGGGUUCGCGCGAUCGAUUCGGAAGCCAGCAAAAGCGCAGCAGAUUUUCUAGCGAGAUUAAUCGCUUGAUGAUGGGGAUCGGCGCCACCUACUGGUGACACGCAAAAAGUACCACUAAUGAGUUUUUAUGUUUCCAAGAUAUAAGCUAUAAAACACCACGUAUCGACUUAAUAAAGCGAGAAGAUGCAAGAAAGCCUUCAGUCAUUCAUCAGAACUGAAAUGUAUGAUUGUCACCUUUGUUCUUGUUUGCGACUUCAUGGUGUAUACAGACGGAUAUUUCUUUAUCAUGUUAUACUGUCAUACUCUCAUAUUUAUCAAUCUGUAUGAUUUUACAUUAUUUUCAAGCAGCUGUAAAGGACUCUGGACAUAAAAUCAGCAAAAUAACUGAAAAUCUCCAGCACAAAAUGGAGGAAGAGCUGUGCCUGAGAUUCUCCUUCACAUUGAAGGGUUAAACAAAGAUUUACAACGUUUAUUUAUAUACAAUUUCAGAAUGAUUCCACUCUGUAGCUCUGAGGUCAAUGUGUUCAUGUGUUUGUGGAUUUGUGUGUGUGUGUGUGUGUGUGUGUGUGUGUGUGUGUGUGUGUGUGUGUGUGUGUGUGUGUGGAAUUUAUAGCUGCUAUAUGGAUUUGCUUUAAAAAUGUGUUGCUCAUUUUUGCCUGGAUGGUCUCCUAUUGAUUUGAUGUGGUGUCAAUGAAUAAACACUUGUGGAUAUA
Ictalurus punctatus (channel catfish) is the source of this 1660-nucleotide messenger RNA. It is a transcript of the gene ppp1r3ca, whose product is annotated as protein phosphatase 1, regulatory subunit 3Ca. Gene Ontology annotation, biological process: regulation of glycogen biosynthetic process. Lineage: Eukaryota; Metazoa; Chordata; Actinopteri; Siluriformes; Ictaluridae. Bases 191 to 1045 code for a protein of 284 amino acids. The record is from RefSeq and is a predicted model, not a curated record. The transcript is spliced from 2 exons. Gene Ontology annotation, molecular function: glycogen binding; protein phosphatase 1 binding. Gene Ontology annotation, cellular component: protein phosphatase type 1 complex.